This is a messenger RNA of Aedes albopictus (Asian tiger mosquito), 1122 nucleotides long. Its product is annotated as brachyurin-like. The record is from RefSeq and is a predicted model, not a curated record. The transcript has a single exon. Lineage: Eukaryota; Metazoa; Arthropoda; Insecta; Diptera; Culicidae. Gene Ontology annotation, molecular function: serine-type endopeptidase activity. The coding region runs from base 173 to 1054 and encodes 293 amino acids. Gene Ontology annotation, biological process: proteolysis.
AUUCCCUUCCCGGAGCUCUUAUCGCAUGACGCGUGAACAUUGUUACGCAUCUAUUUCCUAUGAACAUAAAACUUUGUGUUGUUAAGCUAAUCUUGAUCAUCCUUAAAGCCGCCGUACUAUAAAAACCUCGUUCGGAAUCUAAGAUCUUUAGUUUCCCAAACCUCCUCCAACCAUGAAGACCAUUGUGCUGUUGAUCGGUGUCCUGGCCGUUGCCAGUGCGGAAUGGAUCGAAAUCGAUUGGUCCCAGGUGCGCCCGAUUGAGGAAUUCGACCACUACUGGGCUCGUUUGCCGUCGGAGUUGCAGUUCCUGCGCAAGGCGUUCCCGAACCGUAGAAUCACCAACGGAGCCCAGGCCACUCCCGGACAGUUCCCGUACCAGAUUGCUCUGCUCAGCACCUUCACCGGAGGUACCGGUCUGUGCGGUGGAUCCGUCCUGACCAACAACUUUGUCCUGACUGCUGCUCACUGUGUCCAGAAUGCCUUCGGCGGUACCGCCAUCAUGGGAGCCCACAACCGUAAUAUUGCUGAAGCAACCCAACAGCGCAUUGCCUUCUCGGCGGCUGGAAUCCACAUGCACCCUGGAUACACCCCAACCAACAUCCGUAACGAUAUUGCUACCGUUCGUCUGAACAGCCCAAUGACCUUCAACGACCGUGUUGUCCCGACUCGCAUUCCUGCUGCUGGAGAUAACCGCUCAUUCGCUGGAGUUACUGGUACCGUCUCUGGUUUCGGACGCACCUCGGAUGCCAGCUCGGCCACUUCUGCCGUCGUCAUGUUCACCAGCAACCCAAUCAUGACCCAGGCUGAUUGCUUGGCUCGCUGGGGAGGAAACACCAACAUCAUCCAGGACCAGAACGUCUGUUUGUCCGGAGAAGGCGGUCGCUCGUCGUGCAACGGUGACUCUGGUGGCCCACUGGCCGUCCAGGAUGGAGGCAGCCUGCAGGUCGGUAUUGUGUCGUUCGGCUCCGCUGCCGGAUGUUCGAUCGGUAUGCCAUCAGUGUACGUCCGUGUGUCGCACUUCAGAGACUGGAUUCUGGCUAACUCGGAUCUGUAAGCUUUUGCUGAUGUUUAGGGAAAUAAAUGAAUGCUAGUGUAAGUUUCUAAAUUACAUGUUUUUACAAU